AUGAUCCGCAAUGAAACGCGUCUGGAUUUCAACACAGCGCUUGCAGAUAAACUUGUCAAUGGUGUACAUGGCUUCGAGGCAAUGGAAUCAAUGACAAGCAAAACAAGAAUGGUACGAGCUGUAACGAAGCAUUCACUUACUCGUCAUUUGGGGACAUUUGUUGAGCCACUUAAUGAAGAGUCCGACUAUGCACUUCGUCAGGUCUGGACUGACGAACCUGAAUGGCACGAAGUUAUGUUGAAAGACUGCGUGUGGAAAAUAUUUGGACAGAUAAUGUCUAGGACUUUCAUCAACGACAAAGACUUUUAUCGCAACCCAGAGUGGGUGCAUGCGAGCUCUGAGUAUGUGGAGCUAUCAGCUUUGGCCGGAUAUGAGCUUCGAGCCUUCCCGAAAUGGGCAAAGAAAUUUGCCGCACCUUUUCUUCCAAGUUGUCAGAAGCUUCAGUCCCUCUUCGAUCAUAUCAAUCUGCUGUUGAAGCCUUUGAAGAAAAAGCUAGACGAGGAAAAGCUGGAAAUUGACCCCAGUAAUCCCUUAAGCUUCUUACAUCAAAAGCUUGAAGGUCGUUCAGAUGAGCUUGGGUCUAUGUUAAUUGCUCUCUGUCUCGUGUCAUACGACGGAGGAGGCGAAUUGUUUACUCAUGUUCUUCAUUCCGUUUGGAGGAAUGAUCAGCUUAUAAGGGAUCUUCGUUCUGAGGUUAUAAAUGUGGUUGGAAAUGAGGGCUUCAACAAGAACACCUUACAGAAUCUCGUUCUCAUGGACAGUGUCCUGAAGGAGGCUAUGCGUAUGCAUCCAGAGUCCGUUCUCCAAAUGCAACGAAUCGCUUUAGAGGAAGUCGUGUUACCAGAUGGACUCAUUAUCCCCAAAGGAACUCCACUCUUGGUAUCGGGUUGCCAUAUGCUCGACGCUUCAGUGUGGCCUGAUGGUGACCAAUUUGAUGGCUACCGAUUUUACAAUCUACGCCAAAAAGCAGACUCUUCUGCAAGCCAGGCAUCAUACAACUUCACAUCAACUUCUAAAGACCAUUUCGGUUUCGGCCACGGAUCUCAAGCAUGCCCUGGGAGGUUUUUUGCAUCGUAUAUGCAAAAGAUACUCCUCUGCCAUGUGAUAAUGAAGUAUGACGUUUUGGUCACGAUUCCUGAAGAAGGCGCGUGGUUUCAACGUGGAGCCACUCAUGUGGCCCAUCCAGGCUUGAAAGCCCGUGUCAGGCGAAGGAAAGAGGAGAUAAAACUGUGGUGA
Penicillium longicatenatum is the source of this 1236-nucleotide messenger RNA. RefSeq names its product cytochrome P450. The record is from RefSeq and is a predicted model, not a curated record. The transcript is spliced from 5 exons. NCBI's taxonomy places the organism in Eukaryota, Fungi, Ascomycota, Eurotiomycetes, Eurotiales, Aspergillaceae. Bases 1 to 1236 code for a protein of 411 amino acids. Gene Ontology annotation, molecular function: monooxygenase activity; iron ion binding; oxidoreductase activity, acting on paired donors, with incorporation or reduction of molecular oxygen.